Molecule: messenger RNA, 2721 nt
Organism: Malassezia sympodialis ATCC 42132
Lineage: Eukaryota; Fungi; Basidiomycota; Malasseziomycetes; Malasseziales; Malasseziaceae
Gene: PEP5
Exons: 2
Coding region: 1-2721 (906 amino acids)
Biological process (GO): vacuole organization; vesicle-mediated transport; intracellular protein transport
Cellular component (GO): endosome; HOPS complex
Molecular function (GO): protein binding; protein-macromolecule adaptor activity
Source: RefSeq, a predicted model, not a curated record
AUGCCGUCUUGUGCCGGUGCGUGGGCAUCACCCCGUGGCGCCUUGGUCGUUGGCACGGACGACGGACGUAUGCGUGUGCUGGAGGCCGGCAGCUAUGUUGAGACGGCUGCAUGGCAGGCGUUUGAGUACAGCGUAGCGCAUGUCAAGGUCGACGCGGAACAACGCGUCAUUGUGGCUGUGGGCUGCGACGCCGCAGGCGGUCCCAGCGUGUUGCGCGUGUGGCGCCUGGAGCCGGCGAUGGCGGCUGGCUGGGCCUCCAAGCUACUGGUAUUUGUGCGACUCGCGCAUGCGACGCGUGCGAGCGAGGGCUCUGGGCGCACAGGCACGUCGAAACCACCCGGCGUCACAGCGCUCGAAGUCGCCCCAGGCCUGCGAUGGAUCGCGGUCGGUCGGGACGACGGUGCCGUGCACGUCGUGCGUGACGUGGCGACUCUCCUGCAUGCCCCGUCGCAUACAGAGCCGGUGCAAGUGCGCGCGAAAAUGGUGCGCGAUCCCACGCAGCUUGAGGAUGGCGACGGCCCCGACACGGUCACUGGCCUCGUCGUGUGCGAGGGGCGCUCCGGCACGGUGCCUCUGCUCAUCGCCACGGUGUCUCGUGUCCUGCGGUGCACGCUCGCUGGCUCUGGCGGGAGUAGCGCGCCAACUCCCAUCGAUACCAUCGGCUGUGCACUGCACUGUGCGGUCCGUUUCCGUGUGUGCGAGCAGGAGCUCAGCGAGCAGGCUGCGCGCGACGAGGCGCUCUAUGUGAUCGGCACGGAUGGUCGUGAAGCGUCUGUAGCGCUAGAAGGCGCCAAGGCAAGUAUGCACGGCUUGCGCGGCGAGCUUGUGGUGGUGUUCACGGCGGCGACGUCGACGCAGCGCGUCGUGGUCUUUGAUCUCGAUUCCAAGUGCAUCACACAUGCACACGAGUACGCGGACCUGCAGCUCGUGUGCACGAGCGACGAGCACGAGCCCGACGAGCGUGUGUGGCUCGUGCAGCAGGGCGGGGGCCUCGUGCUGCACGAGAAGCCGCUGCUCGCCAAGCUCGAGCACCUGUUCCGCUCGCACCUGUACAGGCAGGCCGUGCCGUUUGUGUAUUCGCGCGCCAUGCGCUGUCCUCAUGGGCGCCUGCCCGCGCUUCCGCCCAGCGCGGCGAUUGUGCCGCUGCGUCCGCACGAGCGGCGCGCCGAGAGCCCGGCCGACAUGCUCGUUGCCGAUGUGUACCGGCGCUACGGCGAACAUCUGUAUGCGCGAGGCGACUAUGCUGGCGCAAUGCAGCAGUUUGUCAAGACGAUCGGCGUCGUGUCGCCCAGCUUUGUGAUCCGCCUCUUCCUCGACGCCCAGCGCCUGCCGUACCUGACGCAGUACCUGGAGGUGCUGCACAAGCGCGGCCGGGCACAGGCAGACCACACGACACUGCUCCUCAACUGCUACACCAAGCUGCGCGACAUGGACGCGCUCGAUGCGUUUGUGCGUGCGGACGACGUGCCUUUUGAUGUGCCGCUCGCGAUCGACGUGUGCCGGAAGGCCGGGUGCACCGCGCAGGCGGCCUACCUCGCCGAGCGGCAUGGCCUGCACGAUACGUACCUGAGUCUCCAGCUGCGCGACGCGCACGAUGCGCGCGCCGCGCUCGCGCACCUGGCGACAUUGCCACCGGCUGACGCCACGCACUACUUUGCGCCGUACGCGCACAAGCUCCUGGACACGGAACCAGACGAGACGUGCGACUUGCUUGUCCGCCUGUAUACCCAAGCGCCUACAGAGGCGGCGCCGCUAGCGCCGCUGCUGCCGCACUUUGCGCGACACGAGCGCGCGCUCGAGUCGUUCCUGGAGCGCGUUCUUGCACACCGCACUGCGCGCCCGGCAGAUCUGCCGCUGCUAUACGACACGCUUCUCGAGCUGCACAUGAAAAAUGCACCGCCAAAGGCGCUCGAGAUUUUGUCGAGCGAUGUUCCGUAUACCCCUACACAUGCGCUGAUGCUGUGUGCGAACUAUGCCUACUCUGAGGGCCUACUGUGUGUGUACGAGCGCCUCGGCAUGGCCGAUGCGAUUCUGCAGCACUGGAUGGAUGCCAGCGGGCAGGGCACGCCGGGCGCGAGCCAGGCGGUCCUCGACACCCUGGCGCGCUACGGGCCACAGUCGCCGCACCUGUACAAGACGGUGCUUACAUUUCUCACGUCGUCCGAGGCCCUCCUCGAGGCGCACCGCACGGACAUGGAGCACAUUCUCGCCCACGUUGACGCGCAUGCGCUGCUCUCGCCUAUGGAAAUCGUGCAGCUGCUGGGCCGCAAUAGCGUGGCGCCAAUGGGCCUCCUCACGCCCUACCUGCUGGAACAUGCGCGGCGCGAGCGGGCUGAGCUCGAGAGCGCCGAGAAGCUCGUCGCGUCUUACCGCAAGGAGGCGGCGGAGAAGCAAGCGGAACUCGCAGCCCUCUCGAGCGAGACGGAGCCGCGGGUGUUCCAGAAUCCCGAGUGCGGCCUAUGUAAGCAGGCGCUCGAGCUGCCGGCCGUCCAUUUCAUGUGCCGGCACAGCUUCCACCUGCGGUGCCUUCCCGAGGGUGAGGCGGCGCGCGAGUGCCCUCUGUGUGCGCGAGCGUAUGCGACGGUGCAGACGUUGCAGGGCGCGUCGGCACAUGUCACGCGCGAGCUGGUGCAGAGCGAGCUCGAGGCCGCUGACGACGGCUUCGAUGUGAUUGCCGAUCUGUUCGCCAAAGGCGUCUUGUCGGACCAGGAACGUAUGUAG